This is a messenger RNA of Aspergillus tanneri, 963 nucleotides long. RefSeq names its product class I SAM-dependent methyltransferase. The transcript has a single exon. Lineage: Eukaryota; Fungi; Ascomycota; Eurotiomycetes; Eurotiales; Aspergillaceae. Gene Ontology annotation, molecular function: methyltransferase activity. The record is from RefSeq and is a predicted model, not a curated record. The coding region runs from base 1 to 963 and encodes 320 amino acids.
AUGCCAUCCUCUUCAGUUGUCUACCAAUCAAUCGAGGUCGACCCCGACGAAACCUCAAUCGACUCUUCCAGCACCUCUCUCGCCUCCUCCAUCUUCAAAUACCAAUAUCGCCAUGGUCGGCGCUACGCCAGCGCCCGCAACGGCAAUUAUCUCUUCCCCAAUGACGACCCCGAACAGGACCGACUCAACAUGGUCCACCACACCUACUUCCGCAUCCUGAACGACAGACUGUUCCUCUGCCCCAUUGACCUCACCAACAAGCGAGUCCUCGACAUUGGCACCGGAACCGGUGCCUGGGCCAUCGAUGUCGGCGAUAGGUAUCCCUCCGCUGAGUCCAUCACAGGAGUAGAUAUCAGUCCUAUCCAGCCGUCCUGGGUACCGCCCAACGUGAAAUUCUACAUCGAUGAUGUAGAGGCAGACUGGGUCGGCCAAACGUACGACUUUAUCCACUGUCGGUACAUGGCCGGUUCGAUCAGCGACUGGCCACGGCUAGUAAGACAAUGUUAUAACAAUCUCAAGCCGGGCGGGUGGAUCGAAUUCCACGAAACAGCAAAUGUGAUGUACUCCGAGGAUGGGAGUUUGGAUGCCAAUGGCCCCAUUAUGACGAUGAUGAACGGGUUGAUGCUCGCUUGUGAUAUGAUCGGGCAGACGAUGGAUCCGGCACCCAAGAUUAAGGGAUGGGUAGAAGACGCUGGGUUUGUAAAUGUGACAGAGCAACGGUUCAAGUUGCCGGUUGGGAGUUGGCCGCGUGAUGAGCGGCUCAAGGAAUGUGGCAGUUUAUUGAGGGUGAACUUUGUGGAGGGCGUGGAUGCCUUCACCGCUGCGCUGUAUACGGAAGUCCUGGGGUGGAAGAGAGAAGAGGUGCUGGUUUUGAAUGAGCAGGUUAGGAAGGAAGCCGUGGAUGGCAGCGUGCAUGCGAUAUUCGAUUUUUUGGUGAUUAUCGCACAGAAACCUGCUCAAUAG